Messenger RNA from Chara braunii, 2476 nucleotides. Lineage: Eukaryota; Viridiplantae; Streptophyta; Charophyceae; Charales; Characeae. The record is from the annotation of a GenBank genome assembly.
GGGAGGUGCCGUAGCUCCCACCGUGCAGACAUGUUGUCGUGGGAGAAAGUGGAUGGAGAAAGGCCGUGGGGGGGAGGACGAGGAGGACUCCGAGGAGGAGGAGGAGGAGGAGGAAGAGGUAGAGGACACGGAGGAUGACAAAGAGAGAGAUGGACGCCCGCAUUGCUACUCUGGAGGCAAGGCCUCCCCAAGCGGCGCAGGCUGCACGACAGACACGACGAAGCAGCUCAACGGGCGCAUCGACCAUGUCGUCAAUCUCAUCGGCGACCUCGGUGCUUUCACUGGUCCGGACACGAUCAGCAGCACAGUGGCUGCCAUCAAGACGGACAUCACCAAGCUGCAGACAAGAUCGGACGCUACUACUAAGAACUACAAGAUGCCGCACUUCAACAUCAGGAAGUUCGACGACUACAACAAGACAGACGCCUUGACAUGGUGGCAAGGUUUCCUCACGGAAGCAUCUUGCCGCACUGUCCCGGCUGAAGACAUGUUGAAGGCGCUCUACCUACAACUGAUUGGAGGAGCACAGGCAUGGAUGAACCAUCUGGCGGCAACCAAGCAAUGCACCAUCGCCGAACUCCACACGCACAUUACGUGGAAGGAGUUCGAGCAACUAUGGUUCACUCGGUUCAUGGUCCGCAACGUCGUGAAGGCGGCCAUGAACGAGGUGAAGACGCAACUUACGCAAGUUACACUCGCGGACGACCGCACGCAAAAGUCAAUUGACCGAUGCGUCGACAACGUUCCGGUAUACUUUGCGCCACUUGCGUGCGAGCCGGUGUCUUUUGACAUCCUCGACACCAAGUUCGACAUGAUUCUAGGCAUGUCUUGGUUGCGUAGCGCCGAUCAUCCGGUGAACUUCCACGACCGGACCGUUCACAUCCAUCGGAACGGAGUGUUAGUCCCAUGUACGGUCGCAACCCCUCACACUUCGAUUGCUUGUCACGUGGUCUCCGUUGCGAGAAUUCGCGACGCCAUAGCUCAGAAUGACGUCGAGGAGAUGGGCCUUGUAUUCUUGCAUGCUCUCCCCUCGCCGGACGGACCAGCCGCGUCACCGCCGGACCCACGCAUUUCUCACCUCUUGGACGAGUAUAGAGACGUCUUCGAGGCUCCCGCCGGAACGGUUUCGGAUCGGCCCAUACGUCACGGGAUCACUCUCGAGGCUGGUGCCGUCCCUCCGCGUGGAUGUAUGUACCGCAUGAGCGAAGAGGAACUCGAGGUGCUUCGCGCACAACUCGAUGACCUUCUCGACAAGGGCUGGAUUCACCCUAGUUGUUCGCCUUACGGUGCCCCUGUUCUCUUCGUCCCGAAGAAGAACAAAGAUCUACGGUUAUGCAUCGACUAUCGAAAACUUAACGCACAAACCGUAAAGAACGUCGACCCUCUCCCUCGGAUUGAUGAUCUCCUUGAGUGGUUAGGUGGCGCCACGUACUUCUCGAAGUUGGACUUGAAGUCAGGUUACCACCAGAUCGAAAUCCAGCCUCAAGAUCGGUAUAAAACCGCGUUCAAGACACGGUACGGGCACUUUGAGUGGGUUGUCAUGCCAUUUGGCCUCACCAAUGCCCGCGCGACGUUCCAAGCAGCGAUGACGACUGAGUUUCCUGACUUGCUCGAUCGCAGCGUCCUCAUCUACCUUGAUGACAUCUUGGUUUAUAGUAUGACGUUGGACGAGCACAUCGUACACCUUCAUGUUGUUUUGGAUCGUUUGCGACUGGCCAAGUACAAAGUGAAUCUCAACAAGUGCGAGUUCGCCAAGCAGGAGCUUGAGUACUUGGGUCACUAUGUUACGCCGAAAGGCAUUCGUCCCUUAGCGGACAGGAUCCAAGCCAUCGUGGAUUGGUCGGAACCCUGUUGCACGACGGAUGUACGCUCUUUCAUGGGUUUGGCUGGAUAUUAUCAGCGAUUCGUCGAGUCAUACUCGAAAGUGGCCGCUCCUUUGUCGAGACUUCAGUCCCCAAAGGUGCCCUUCGAGUUCGACGAAGCAGCCCGUGGCGCGUUCACUACGUUGAAGGCAGCGAUGCAAGCCGCACCUGCCCUCCGUAUAUACGACCCCACCCUUCCCACCCAAGUGACUACGGACGCUUCGGGAUACGGCAUUGGUGCGGUGUUGGAACAGUGUCACGAGGACAGUUGGCAUCCGGUCGAGUACUUCUCCCAAAAGGUGCCUCUCGUCAACACUCUCGACGACGCUAGGAAGAAAGAGUUACUCGCGUUCGUCACCGUUCUCAAACGGUGGCGCCACUUUCUUCUCGGCUGUCGGCGUUUUAAAUGGAAUACGGACAACGAUCCGUUGACCUUUUAUACAAUGCAGGAUACAGUCACUAGCACGAUCGGUCGGUGGAUGUAUUACAUCGACCAGUUCGACUUUGACCCGUGCCACAUUCCCGGUCCCGCCGCAGCUCACGACGGCCUGAUUUUUGUGCCAUUGUGACCACGACAUUCGACCUCAAUAACGAUCUGCAGCCGCAUUUCGUCA